Messenger RNA from Odobenus rosmarus divergens (Pacific walrus), 1950 nucleotides. RefSeq names its product slingshot protein phosphatase 3 (gene SSH3). Gene Ontology annotation, biological process: negative regulation of actin filament polymerization; protein dephosphorylation; actin cytoskeleton organization. The record is from RefSeq and is a predicted model, not a curated record. Bases 1 to 1950 code for a protein of 649 amino acids. Gene Ontology annotation, molecular function: actin binding; protein tyrosine/serine/threonine phosphatase activity. Lineage: Eukaryota; Metazoa; Chordata; Mammalia; Carnivora; Odobenidae. The transcript is spliced from 14 exons. Gene Ontology annotation, cellular component: cytoplasm.
AUGGCCCUGGUCACCGUGAGCCGCUCCCCCCCGGCCAGCGGCCACUCCACGCCUGUGGGGCCCACGGACCAGGCAUCCAAGCAGGGAAGCCGGCUCCAGCGAAGGCAGAGCUUCGCAGUCCUCCGCGGGGCUGUCCUGAGACUGCAGGAUGGGGAGGACGAGGGAGAAGCCGCUGAGGCCGGCCCCGAGGCGGUGGAGAGACCCCCGGGUGAAGAACGGCCCCACGGGGACCAGACGGAUGACGGGCAUGGGCCCCAGAGCCCCAGGAAGCAGGAGCAGAGCCAGCACCUGCAUCUCAUGGUGGAGCUGCUGAGGCCGCAGGACGACAUCCGCCUGGCAGCCCAGCUGGAGGCAGCCCGGCCCCCCCGGCUCCGCUACCUGCUGGUAGUUUCCACACGAGAACACCUGAGCCGGGAUGAGAUGGUCCUCCUGGGGGUGGACUUCCCCGACAGCAGUUCCCCCUGCUGCACCCUGGGCCUGGUCUUGCCUCUGUGGAGUGACACCCAGGUGUACCUAGAUGGAGACGGGGGCUUCAGCGUGACGUCUGGUGGGCAGAGCCGAAUCUUCAAGCCGAUCUCCAUCCAGACCAUGUGGGCCACGCUCCAGGUGCUGCACCAGGCGUGUGAGGGAGCUCUCGGCAGUGGCCUCGUGCCGGGGGGCAGUGCCCUGACCUGGGCUGGACACUACCAGGAGAGACUGAGCUCCGACCAGAGCUGCCUCAACGAGUGGAUGGCCAUGGCCGACCUGGAGUCUCUGCGGCCUCCCAGCGCCGAGCCUGGCCGGCCCUCAGAACAGGAGCAGAUGGAGCAGGCGAUCCGGGCUGAGCUGUGGGAUGUGCUGGACACCAGUGACCUGGAGAGCGUCACUUCCAAAGAGAUCCGCCAGGCCCUGGAGUUGCGCCUGGGCCGGCCGCUGCAACAGUACCGUGACUUCAUCGACAACCAGAUGCUGUUGCUCAUGGCCCAGCAAGACCGCGCCUCCCGCAUCUUCCCCCACCUCUACCUGGGCUCAGAGUGGAAUGCGGCGAACCUGGAGGAGCUACAGAGAAACAGGGUCAGCCACAUCUUGAACAUGGCCCGCGAGAUCGACAACUUCUACCCGGAGCGCUUCGUCUACCACAACGUGCGCCUCUGGGACGAGGAGUCAGCCCAGCUGCUACCCCACUGGAAGGAGACACACCGCUUCGUGGAGGCCGCUAGAGCCCAGGGCACCCGGGUGCUGGUACACUGCAAGAUGGGCGUCAGCCGCUCAGCUGCCACGGUGGUCGCUUAUGCCAUGAAGCAGUACGGCUGGAGCCUGGAGCAGGCCCUGCGCCACGUUCAGGAGCUCCGGCCCAUCGCCCGCCCCAACCCUGGCUUUCUGCGCCAGCUGCAGACCUACCAGGGCAUCCUGACCGCCAGCCGGCAGAGCCAUCUCUGGGAGCAGAAAGCGGGUGGGGCCUCCCCAGAGGAGCCCCUCGCCCCUGAUGUCUCUACACCGUCCCCACCGCUUCCGCCAGAGCCAGGGGGCAGAGGGGAGAUGGACACUAUGGGUUUGGAGGAGAGCCAGGCAGCCCUGACAGAAAAGCCUGGACCACGGCCCCGUAUCAACCUCCGAGGGGUCAUGAGGUCCAUCAGCCUCCUGGAGCCUGCCUCGGAGCUGGAAGGCACCUCAGGGGCCAGUGACCUGCCAGAGGUGUUUUCUUCGAAUGAGUCUUCAGAGGAAGACCCUCCAGAGCCCCUCCCUCAGCUCUCAAAGGCCAAGGGAGGCGGGCGGGGCCGCAAGGGACCUUGGCCUGCUCUGAAGUCCCGCCAGUCCGUGGUCGCCCUCAACAGCGCCGCCCUGGUGGCCAGCCAGACCCAGGCCUUCCAGGAGCAGGGGGGUGCUUGCUGUGCCUCCACACGCAGGCUCCGGGGGAAGGUGGUGAGGCAGGCCAGUGUGGAUGGCAGUGGGGAGGAGGGCGAGGCCUGA